CGCCCCUAGGCGGGGCCUGGAUGCGGCCGGAGCCGAGCAGCUCUGGAGCCCCAGCCUCAGCCCUCAGGCGCCACUGCGCUGACUGGACCCGACCUGCCCGCAGCCCCCCGCGGCGCCCUGCCCAGGUCCCCAGGUCCCCCCCGCGCCCUCCCGGCCGCCAGAUCCUGCCGUCCCGCCGACCGUCCGAGGGCGAACCCGUCGUCCCGCACUCGGAGUCCGCGAUGGCUUCAGUGACGGAUGGUAAAACUGGAGUCAAAGAUGCCUCUGACCAGAAUUUUGACUACAUGUUUAAGCUGCUUAUCAUUGGCAACAGCAGUGUUGGCAAGACCUCCUUCCUCUUCCGCUACGCCGAUGACACAUUCACCCCAGCCUUCGUUAGCACUGUAGGCAUUGACUUCAAGGUGAAGACAGUCUACCGUCAUGAGAAGCGAGUGAAACUACAGAUCUGGGACACAGCUGGGCAGGAGCGGUACCGGACUAUCACGACAGCCUAUUACCGUGGGGCCAUGGGCUUCAUUCUGAUGUAUGACAUCACCAAUGAGGAGUCCUUCAAUGCUGUCCAAGACUGGGCUACUCAGAUCAAGACCUACUCCUGGGACAAUGCACAAGUUAUUCUGGUGGGGAACAAGUGUGACAUGGAGGAAGAGAGGGUUGUUCCCACUGAGAAGGGACGGCUCCUGGCAGAGCAACUUGGGUUUGAUUUCUUUGAAGCCAGUGCAAAGGAGAACAUCAGUGUAAGGCAGGCCUUCGAGCGCCUGGUGGAUGCCAUUUGCGACAAGAUGUCUGAUUCAAUGGACACAGACCCCUCGAUGCUGGGCUCCUCCAAGAACACGCGUCUCUCGGACACCCCGCCACUGCUGCAGCAGAACUGCUCAUGCUAGCACACCUUCUAGGCAGGGACAGGAGCUCAUUUUCCACACCAUCUUGGUCAACUCUCAUAGAAUGUUUUCCUUCCUUCAAGUUCAAAUCUGCCUCCUGGAAAUUCUUCUUCUUCCCACCCUAUUGGUACCAGCUCUGCUGUUAGAGACUUCACAGUCUCUGCUCCCUCUGCCCUGUGACACCCUCAGACUACUUGAGAACAGGAAUCAUGGCUCCUGGGAUUCACCUUUUCUCUAGGUCAAAUACCUCUAUAAUUCCACCUGCUGUUCUCCAUAGGGUCUUCUCUCCAUCCUGCCCCUUGACUCCAAUCUGUCUUUUAAUUGCUCCUGAGCAGUCUAAUUGAGAAGUACAAUUCAAAGAAAAGUAAAUCUAAGGUAUCAUGACCCUGAAAAAAUUGAGAAAAUUGAACUCAGAGGUCCUGAGCCCAACUCCAUUCUCCUGGGAGUGAAACCUUAGCUUUUACCAGAGAGCACGGGAAACCAAUUCUGGUGGAAACCCUUAAUUAAACACCUGAGGAAAAAAAGAAAAGAAACUCAGAGACCAGAAUGGAUUGUCUCAUUAUUCUAGCUUGGUUGGCCACAGGGACAUAUUUGGUUUUGGCUGAAAUAAUGACAUGGAACUGGCAAUGAUUCCAGAAAAUGUUUCUUCUUAAUCAUGGCCUGAAUCCUCAGCCACCUCAAAAGUCAGUGGCAGGGGGAGUCUCUCCCCAGUUUUCUCUUCAUUUCAAAUGAGGCUCAUUGGCUUAGAAAAAUACAUUAACUAGCAACCAGUCCAAAGACUAAAAAGGACCAUCGAGGGCGGCUGUGGCUCACACCUGUAAUCCCAGCACUUUGGAAAGCCAAGGCAGGAGGAUCAUUUGAGGCCAGGAGUUCGAGAUCAGCCUGGUCACUAUGGUGAAAUUCCAUCCCUUCAAAAAAAAAAAAUUAGCCAGAUGUGGUACACGCCUGUAGUCCCAGCUACUUGGGAGGCUGAGGCAAGAGGAUUGCUUGAGUCCAGGAGUUUGAGGUUGCAGUGAACUGUAAUCAUGUCACUACACUCCAGUCUGUCUCUCUAUCUCUCUCUUUUUUAAAGAACCAUCCAGAGUCAGCUCUACAAAAGAUGUUGCUUUCUUUGAUGCCAUGCUGAGAACAGAGCUUUGGGCUUGGAGAUCUGGACUCUCAUUAAAUCGACUGUGACUCUGGGCCAGUUACUUCCCAUCUUUGAGUCUUGAUUUCCUACUUAUAAAAUGAAAGAGCUUAUUUGGAUGAUCUUUAAGGUCCCUUUUGGCACUAAUAACUUGGUGACUCUUUUUUUUUCACCUUCACCAUUUCAGUUGAUCCACCAAACAAACCUGAGAGAUCAGGAUUGGCAUCCCAGUGUUAGCUUGGCUAACACUGAUGUCUUGCUUACUCUGUGCUAGAAAUUGUUCCAAGCAUUUUAUAUGCAGCAACUCAUUUAUCUUCCCAGCAUCUUAUGAGGGAGGCACUAAAUUGAGCCUCAUUUAAAGAUGAGGAAAUAAAGGUACAAAGUGGUUCUAGCCUGACCUCUAAAGUCACAUCAUAAGUAAAUGGUAAAGCUGGAGUUCAAAUCCCAGCAGUGGGCUCCAGGGUCUGUGCUCUUAACCACAUUCUGGGAUGCAUCUUUUAUAGACAAACUACGAUCCAGAGAGGUUAUGAGACUUGGAUCAUAUACCGAGAGUGUUAAAGCCACAUUAGGAUUCAAUUCCAGGGCCAUCAGAUUCCAAGUCCAAUGGAGAAAAGACUUAAAUCUCUAAUCUGUUAACAAAUUGCUCAACUACUCAGACUAAUCUGAGGUGAUGGAUGUCUAAUGCUCAGGAAAGGCAAGUUAGUCUCUGAGGCAACCAGAUCCCAUGGGCCUAGGUAGAAAAGCCCAGGGCUGGCUCUCCUUGUAUUUGCCUUUGCCAGGCAACACUUAACAGGCUCCCAAGCAGCGGGAGUUUCCAUGCUCCACUUCGAACAGCCUCCAAGCUCCAGCAAUGGGGCAUUUGUGAAGAGUGACUUGAUUAACUUUUCUGACCAUGAGGAGAAUAUAGUUGCUUCACAGGGCAGUAGUUCUGGAUGUGACACUGUGUCAUGGAUAAUUACUAUUUUUUUCUGAUCAUUAAUACUCAUCUAGUACUCAGAUUUCAGACCAAGGUCCUCAUGACCACUGGAUAUUUUAGUAUCUAUAUCCAAUAAUCUUUUCUCUCUUACUGAAUAUCCAGGCAAAGAUCCAAUAUUUUUCUUUAAAACUGUCAAAUUCUGUAAAAUUCAGGAGCCAGUUCAAGGGAACAAGCAUCUUCACAAUAGAUGGAAUCAAGAGUUAAAUGUUAUAGUGGCAAGCUCUUCUACUGGGCAACAGACAACCAGACGUGCUUGUGAGAUGGCAGCUCCCCAGCCCUGUCUGCGACCUCAUUUCUGUCGAGUGAAAGGCAGCAGCUCAGCUGAUUGCAGCAUAGUGUUCAUCAAUCACGGUAAUAGCGCAAUUAGCCACCACGGUUCAAGCCGCAUAAUAUGUGUUAGUGGCAACUUAUCUUGGAUUUAAUCUUCCUAAACAAUUCAAAUAAAAGAUUUAAAAACUCUUGA
Molecule: messenger RNA, 3443 nt
Organism: Cebus imitator (Panamanian white-faced capuchin)
Lineage: Eukaryota; Metazoa; Chordata; Mammalia; Primates; Cebidae
Gene: RAB3B
Product: RAB3B, member RAS oncogene family
Exons: 6
Coding region: 21-881 (286 amino acids)
Biological process (GO): protein secretion; regulation of exocytosis; protein localization to plasma membrane
Cellular component (GO): endosome; synaptic vesicle; plasma membrane
Molecular function (GO): GTPase activity; GTP binding
Source: RefSeq, a predicted model, not a curated record